AUGACGAUGAUGAAAGGCUUACCUCAAGCCUUUGUGCUGUUCCUGGUGAUCCUACCAGCAGGACUAUGUCAACUAAUGAAUGACUGGGACGAAGAUCCAUGGGAGGCGCAAACUCUGAAUUGUGAGCAAGGCCUCAGAGAGUUCAAUCCAGUCACGCAGAAGCGGAAGUAUACCAUUGGGAUUCAUGCUCCCGCUGGAGUGGAAACGGCAUAUCGAGAGUUCAAUCUUACGUUUCAGGACUACUUGAAUGAAGCGGUGGGAAAACGAUUUGAACCGCCCAUUGAGUUCAGUCUCACGGCUACGAAUCGGCCGCUCCGUGACUGGUUGGAUCGAAAAGAGGAAAUUGACUUUGUGUACACUGAUACGGGCAUUUUUUCGUGCAUUGGAAUCGAAGUUGGAGCUCAGCCUCUCGCCACUACCGUUUCCCGACUGACAUCCCGAGGACAACAGUACGAUCUUGAUGUCUUUGCAGGAACAAUGAUGGCACGGGCGGACAACAAAGAUAUUAAUACUGUGGCUGACCUGAAGGAUAAGGUGAUUGGUGCUCAGAACUUUUUUGAUUUCGCUGGAGCCCAGGCUCAGUUUUUCGUCAUGUACAAGAAUGGUGUGGACUUCAUAGUGGACCCAAAGCAAGUGAUUUUCACAGCCAACAAUGAGGACACAGUGCAAGGUAUUCUAGAUGGGCGAUGGGAUGUUGGAUUUGUCAGAACGGGCCAAGUUGAAAGAACGAUCAACCCUGCUACUGGUGAUUUCAUUGAUCCCGACCUUGUGAAGGUCAUUGACCCCCUUAUUCAUCGGCUAGACGAUGGGACUCUUUUUCCCUUUUUACAUACUACUCCGGUCUUUCCAGAGUGGCCAUUGGGCGCCCGCAAUCAUGUUGACCGAAUCGUGUCCGAAGAGGUCGCUUCCGCAGUGAUCAAUAUGGGAUAUCACUCUAGCAUUGGUGAAGCGAUCCACAAGUGCCGUGACAAGGCCAGAACCACUGCGGAGAUGGAAAUCUGUGACACCAUGCCACCGACUUACUUUGAUCCCAAAGCAAGAUGUGAUACGACGAGGGAGCUUGCCGAGCUGGCUUUGGCCGCUGGAAAGGCAGGGUUUCACAAUGGUUUUCGUUCACCAAGAUCCCAUUACUCCGUCCGAACAAUGCAACAGGAUGCUGGUUUCAUUGUACAAGACGAUUUUGGUGACUGGCGCUGUGAACGAGAUGACACUUUCUAUGAUGGUAUCUUCUGCCCAGAAGGCCACUACAAGGUUCCAGAAGAAGUAUUUGAGUCUCAAUGUGAAAUCGCUGGGACCCCUUGUCCGGAAGGCAUUUACACUUGCUAUUGCAAACCAUGUGUCAAAGCCUUUGAAGUCAAUGUGUAUCCAGCGCAGACCAGCGAGUCUACCGUCAUUUCUGACUUUAAUCGAGAAGUUGGAUGCGCCAAAAUGGACGUAUGCGCGAGUGUGGAACAAGGAAAGACCAUCACUUUGAAUGCUUUUGAUAAUCGCCAACGACCAAAUGCAACGAUUCGAGUAGUGCGUCACUUUGGAGACGAAGAACUAGACCUCCCUGUGCGCAGCGUGGAAGACUUUCUCUAUGAGUUUGGGUUCUCGCAUAGCAUUAGGGGAAUUGUGAUUCUAGAGAUUUACGUCGACGGUGUCCAAAUAUCCGAGUCUCCUAUUCAAGUCAACGUUAUUGAAAGGAAUUGUGAAUCAGAUUUUCCUGGAGAAAAUCGGAAUUCUUCUGCCAUUGGAGAUUGCGAGUGUUCCCCUGGUUUCAUUGAAAUUAGAAAUGAAUGUGUUUCGGAUUCCGCCCAUGAAGUUAGCGUCUUUCAACUUUCUAAUGAUACGAUAGCUCAACUAGGCGAUCCCGUCGCAGAAUUGAAUUUUGCAGGCUGUGACAAAAUGAGUCUCUGUGGAAUUGUGGAACAGACCAGGGAUAUUGUUUUUCUAUUGCAUGACAACCUUGAACGACAAAAUGCUUCUAUCUCGGUGAUCAUGCAUCUCGGACACGAAGAAACUCUCCUCCCAGUGCGCAGCAUGGAACCAUUUGUGUACGAAUUCGGAUUCGCUAGAAAUCAAAGAGGCGUUGCAAUUCUGGAAAUAUAUGUUGAUGGAGUCCAAAUUCCAGAGUCUCCGGUUCGAGUUCAGAUUACAUCCUUGAACUGCGAUGAUGACUAUCCUGGUCGAGGCAUGAUAGCGAAUGAUGCUGGAAUUUGCGAAUGUUCUGUGGACUCGCUCGAGAUUGGAGGGCAAUGCAUGCAAACUGGGACUUUUGCUGCUAUCAUGGCUUCACUCGCUGGAUUGGUUCUGAUUGCCCUUGGCUGGUGCUAUUUGGGCUACAGAAGACGAAAGAGUGAUGAAAUGUGGCACAUUGACCACAAGGAACUGAACUUCAAUCACCCUGUGGAUGUUGUUGGCCAAGGCGCCUUUGGGGUGGUGCUUUUGGCUGACUAUCACGGAACCAAGGUAGCGAUCAAGCGAGUCAUACCAGAUGAAGACGCACCAUCAUCUGGAUCGGUUGCGUUCAACCAGUCUUCUAGAGAAGUCGGCGAUUCUGGAUCGUCUCCGGGUCGUAGUACCGACGAGGAAAAUAUGGUUACACCACCAAGUAGUCAAGAAGAAACCCCUCCAAUAAGUGCGGAUGCAGGAAGUGCGGAAAAAAGUCGGUCUGUUGACCAUGUUGACUGGAUCAAUGGCAUGGUUGUUGGAGGCAAGAAAUCGUUCUUCCAACGCACUUUUCCUUCGCUAUUCCCUGAUGAAAGGACCCGCGCCAAGCUGCACAUACUUGGAAGUGUUGCACGACCUGCUGGGCAACGAAGGAGGAACUCUCUCAGGUCUUGCCUUCCUCUUUGCGAUGAUAACUCAAAACGGCAACAAGAGUUUGUUACUGAGAUGAGACUUCUUUCACGACUACGGCAUCCGUGCAUCACAACAGUCAUGGGAGCCGUCAUGAGCACGUAUGCACCCAUGAUGGUGAUGGAAUACAUGGAAAACGGGUCGCUGUAUGAUUUGUUGCGCAACGAAACUGUUUACACUGGAGGCGAGAUCAUUCUACAAAUCAUGAAGGAUAUAGCCCAGGGUCUACGAUUUCUACAUGCUUCCAAUCCUCCGAUUUUGCAUCGCGAUCUGAAGGCGAAGAAUAUUCUAAUUGACUCUCGCUUCCGCGCCAAAGUAGCGGACUUUGGCCUGGCGAUCAAAACCAAAAGUGGGACGACUGGCACACCAUACUGGAUGGCACCCGAAUAUUUGCUUCAGAAUACGACGUACAAUCGAUCAUGCGACGUUUACUCAUUCGGUAUGAUAAUCUACGAGAUCUACAGUCGCAAAAUCCCGUACGAAGGUAUUCAACCAAGCGAAGUAUUGAGGAAAGUUUGCGAUCCCAGGAUCAACUACCGGCCACGAGUUCCUGUGACCUGUCCUAGGAGAAUGGCGGAACUGAUGAAGAAGUGCUGGAGUGGCAAUUCAGCUUUUCGGCCCGAAGCCAAGGACUUGGAUAUGCUCUUCACUGAUAUGACAGCAAACGAUGCCGAGCCAUUGAUCGAAGAAGGAAAUACACGAUUGCGAACUCAGGUAGCUGCUGGGGAUAUGUUGUACCAGGUAUUCCCCAGAAAGGUUGCCGAUCAGCUCAAGGCUGGUCAAAAGGUCGAGCCAGAGACGCACGACGAUGUUACAGUGUUCUUUAGUGAUAUUGUCGGCUUCACGGACAUCUCGAGAAAGAUGUCUGCGGUGAAGGUGUGCAAUAUGCUUGACCGUCUCUACCUUGCAUUUGACAACCUGGCCAACAAACAUGACGUGUUCAAAGUGGAAACGAUUGGGGAUGCUUGGGUUGGAGUCACGAACUUGGAAAAUAAUCAGCUUGGAACACACGCAAAGCGGAUUGCCGAGUUUGCGAUUGAUGCGGUGGAUGCUGCUUCUGAAGUACAAAUUGACGAGGAUGAUCCCUCAAAGGGAUGUAUCCACAUCCGAGUCGGCUUUCACUCGGGUCCAGUUGUGAGCAAUGUGAUUGGUUCUUUGAACCCGCGGUAUGGACUCUUUGGUGACACGAUGAAUACUGCAGCUCGGAUGGAGAGUAUGUCGGAGAGUGGCCGUAUCCAUUGUUCAGCGGCAGCUGCCCGACUGCUGAAAGAGCAGGCACCAGACUUGCACGUUCGCAGACGAGGGAAGGUUGCAGUCAAAGGGAAAGGCAAUAUGGUGACAUAUUGGGUUGCUUCUUCCAACGACGAUGGAAGAUCCGUAGACGGCUCUCUUGACAUUCCCAUGGGAAGUUCCUUCGGCGAGCAAUCCAGAUCUAGUAGUGUGGGCAGAAAAAAGAAAAAGAAGUGGACGCCACUCAGCAGAAAGCAGUCAAGAAAAUCUUCGAAAAGCAAUGGUUCCAAUAUUCGAGACUUGUCGGACUCUGUCCCCGCGAACUGGAAGGCUCUCCCACCAUCAUCCUUCCCUGCUGUCGACAGUACCUUUUCGCAAUAG
Molecule: messenger RNA, 4452 nt
Organism: Cylindrotheca closterium
Lineage: Eukaryota; Bacillariophyta; Bacillariophyceae; Bacillariales; Bacillariaceae
Source: the annotation of a GenBank genome assembly